GACUUCGAAGGAAGAUGUUACGAACUUUUCAAAACGGUUUACGCAAGAUAAGCACUGAUCGAAUGGCUGCAACAACGAAGCUAAACGAACUCUUCCAUCGUGGAGUGGAAGCAGUUACACCAAAGUCCCUGUUCCAAAAAUGUAGUUCGAUAAAGGAGCUCGAGCAAAGCUUCGUCCACAACAAGCGCUACCAUGUAGUCGGUUUCGGCAAGGCCGUACUUGGAAUGGCCGUUCAGAUGGAAAAACUACUCGGUCCAAGGCUACACAGUGGCUGCAUCAGUAUACCGGUCGGAACCACCGAUCGGUUCGACGGUAAUCCAGAUUUUCGCCUGUCGCCAAACAGCGUAAUAGAGGUGAUCGAGUGCGCACCUAAUAACCUACCGGAUGAGAGGGCUUUAAACGCCGCGAAGAAAAUUCAAUCCGUUGCGCUCAGCAUGACCGAACGCGAUGUACUUUGCGUGCUAGUUUCUGGCGGUGGUUCAGCAUUGCUGUGUGUUCCGAAAGAUCCGAUUACGUUGGCAGAAAAGCUGGCUAUUAUAAAAUCCCUCGCUGCAUCCGGCGCAUCAAUCGAUGAGUUGAAUUAUGUUAGAAUAGCAAUAUCAGAUGUGAAGGGCGGUAAGCUUGCCGCGGCCGCAAAAGAUGCGUUUCGGCUGUACUCGUACAUAAUCUCGGAUAUUGUUGGUGACCCACUGGCACUGAUUGCCAGUGGCCCCACGAUCUUCGACGGCAAAGCGGUUGUAAAAGAGCAAGCUACAAAAAUACUACUUAAUUAUGGUCUUUGGAACAGUUUGCCUGUGUCCGUUGUGAACGUGCUGCAAGAGACUGUUCCGUUGGAGGCCCUCUCCAUUCCUGGGUCUGUAUUUUUAUUGGGCAAUAAUUCAGUAGCCUUGGAGUGUAUAGAACAACAAGCCAAAUGCCAAGGCCUGAGGUGCAUUGUACUGUCGAAAAUGGUUCAAGGAAAUGUACGCAUAGUCAGCAGAAUGUACGUCGAGUUGGCUGAUCUUGUUUAUCAAUUCAAAUCAAAUUCGAUUUCCGAAUGUACAAUGAAAGACAAGAUAAGCAGCAUGUUUCAAACAUUUAACUUUCCCGACCUGCAGCAGGAAAAGUUCGUGACAAUGGUUAUCGAGAGCAAAGCAGAAAAUCUGCUAAUUAUUGGGGCAGGUGAAACGACCGUUUGUGUUGAGGGCGACGGGCUAGGGGGACGUAACCAGGAACUUGCGCUCCGGUUUUCGUACGGCAUCAGACGAUUGCGCGACAUUCCUGAAGGCGUAGCCUUUUUAUCAGCCGGUACCGAUGGUAUCGAUGGUCCAACGGAUGUUGCCGGGGCUAUUGGAGGUGCCUUCGUCGCUAGAGAGUAUGAGGCAUCGCACCCGACGAAGGAUGGACUGAGUUUGGCUGAGCAUAAUGAUUCGUAUCGCUUCUACGAAUCACUGGCCGGUGGUAAAUAUUUCGUAAAAACCGGCCACACGGGCACUAACGUAAUGGAUGUGCACUUACUACUGAUUGAGACGAAAACUUAGAACCAGCUAUUCCGGCGAACUGCGAAGGACGUGUGAUAAACUAAAUAAGUCUUUUUCAAAAAAUGUUGACCAACAGAACACCU
Messenger RNA from Anopheles cruzii, 1603 nucleotides. RefSeq names its product glycerate kinase. The transcript has a single exon. Gene Ontology annotation, biological process: protein phosphorylation. Gene Ontology annotation, cellular component: cytoplasm. The coding region runs from base 15 to 1520 and encodes 501 amino acids. The record is from RefSeq and is a predicted model, not a curated record. Lineage: Eukaryota; Metazoa; Arthropoda; Insecta; Diptera; Culicidae. Gene Ontology annotation, molecular function: glycerate kinase activity.